Molecule: messenger RNA, 2256 nt
Organism: Colletotrichum truncatum
Lineage: Eukaryota; Fungi; Ascomycota; Sordariomycetes; Glomerellales; Glomerellaceae
Product: voltage gated chloride channel
Biological process (GO): chloride transport; transmembrane transport
Cellular component (GO): Golgi apparatus; plasma membrane; early endosome
Molecular function (GO): voltage-gated chloride channel activity
Source: RefSeq, a predicted model, not a curated record
AUGGCCACCGAUACACCAGGACCAGACGAAUCAAGCCCCCUCCUCCCAACGUCCCAAAGCAGAAUCUCCAUCCGGGCCCUCCUCCUCAGGUCCUCGUCCUCCGCGUCCGUCGUCUCCAAAGCAGACUACGCCCUGGGCCAAUCGCCCCCGCUGGGCGACCUCCUCCCUUACAACGACUACACCACGAUCGACUGGCUGCGAGACCUCACCAAGGACGCGUCUCGCGCACGCCGUCUGCAUGCGAGGCCCGGCAUCCGCGGCCAGCUGGCGCGGUGGUUCGACCAGAGCCAGGGCUGGAUCGCGGCGGCCGUCAUCGGCGCCCUGACCGCCGUCGUCGCCUUCGUCGUAGACGUAUCCGUGGCGACGGUGAGCGAUUGGAAGGAGGGCUACUGCCGCCCCAACGUCUUUCUCGACCGGGGACGGUGCUGUUGGGGUGUGCCCGAGACCGAAACGUGCUCGGCAUGGAAGCCGUGGAUAGAAGAAAACGACGGUGCGAGGGGGUACUUUGCCAGUUACGCCGUCUACAUCCUUUUCGCCUUGCUCUUCGGCAUCGUCGCGGGGAACGUGACCAUGACCACGAAAGCCUCGCUGCCCGCCGUCACCGUCUCUUCCGACGACGGCGCGGCGGUCACGGCGGAGGGUAAGACGAUGUACAUGGCGGCCGGCAGCGGCAUCCCCGAGAUCAAGACCAUUCUGUCAGGUUUCGUGAUCCCGCACUUUCUGGAUCUGAAGGUUCUCCUCGUCAAAGCCGUCGGCGCCACCUUUGCCGUGUCGACGGGCAUGUGUCUGGGUAAAGAGGGCCCCUUCGUACACAUCUCGACGUGCGUGGGGUGGCUCGUGGCCAACUGGUUCCCAAAGUACCGGGAUAACCCGCGCAAGAUGCGCGAGAUCCUCAGCGUGGCAUGCUCCGCCGGCCUGUCCGUCGCUUUCGGCGCCCCGAUUGGCGGUGUGUUGUUCAGUUACGAGGAAAUCAGCACCUACUUCCCGCGUCGGGUGCUCUGGAGGGCGUUUCUGUGUUCGCUCAUCGCGGCCAUCGCCCUCAAGGCACUCAACCCCACGGGAACGGGCAAGCUGGUGCUGUUCGAGACGAACUACGGCGUGGACUACGAUCCCGUACACUACCUCGGUUUCGUGUUUCUCGGCCUCUGUGGUGGUGUGUUUGGUGGAAUCUUUUGCAAGGCUAAUUUCCUAUGGUCCAAGAGCUUCCGCAAGUAUGACAUCGUGAAGAAGCAUCCGGUGUUGGAGCUCUGCGGCGUCGUGCUGGUUACAGCGUUGUUACAGUUUCCCAACGUUUUGAUCCGGGAUACCGGUGACGUUUCCCUCUCGAAACUGCUGGUUGACUGCAGAGACCCCACGGGUGAAUGGAUCUGCGAGCAGGAGGCAAGGGAGGACAAGACUAAAUACAUGCUCUGGCUGGGAGGCGGAACGGUGGUCAAGCUGCUCCUGACCAUCAUCACAUUCGGAUGUAAAGUGCCGUCCGGAAUCAUCAUCCCUGCGUUGGACGGCGGUGCUUUGUUUGGUCGACUGAUAGGACAGCUUGUCGGGGGCAUAUCUCCCGGUAUCUUUGCCAUGGUCGGCGCAGCGGCGUUCCUUGCUGGUGUUUGCAGGAUGACUGUGAGCUUGGCGGUCAUCAUGUUCGAGCUGACGGGCGAGGUGACGUACAUCCCAGCCACGAUGUGCGCCAUUCUCACCGCCAAGUGGGUUGCAGAUGCCAUAUCGAUGGAGUCUGUGUAUGACCUCUCGCAACAUCUCCUGGGCCAUCCGUUUUUGGACGCAGAACAAGCUUACGAGGUCGUCAAGCAUCGCGAAGUCACGGCCCGCGAGCUGAUUCCACCCCCGGGAACCAUGGAAGAGAUCACCCUGAACACAGGUAGCGAGUACCGUGUACGCCGAGAUGUGCUGGCCGACAAGCUGCGCAAGUUAAAGGCGAGAGGUCUGAUGGAUGCGGGUCUUGUGCUGGUCAACGACUCGGGAUUGUUGUUUGGAUACUUGCCUGAAGUAGAACUGGAAGUGGCCCUCGAGGCCGAAGACCAAGCCGAGGAGGUCGAUCUGAGAUCGGGCAUCAUGUCGGAGUUAGUAGACCGGACGCCUUUGACAGUAAAUGCCGAGGCGCCCAUGGAGUAUGUUCUUGAGAUGUUUGCAAAGCUCGGCCCGAGAUAUCUGAUCAUUCUUGAGCCAGAGACCGCAAAGGUUCUGGGCGUUGCGAUCAAGAAGCGGUUGCUGGACUAUUUAGAUCGAACAAAGACGCAUGGAUAA